UACAACCAGCCUCAAAAGGUCAGAGUUGAAAAAUGGGAAGCAAUGCAGCUUUAGCUGUCACAGCAGCUAACAUGGUGGAAGUUGUAAACUCCAGGAAGGAACAGCUUAAUUAAACAUUCACUCUAGAAAAUGAACCACACAGACGCAUAACCGCCCGUCCUGCCCGACUCUGCGAUGCUGUGUGCGGGUGUUAAAGCCGUGAGGUCGUCGGCGUCAUUACGAAAGCAGUUAUGGACGAGUCAUCUUCACAGCGGGAUUGUUCACCACCUCCCUGCAGGACCAGAUUCGCCUGCUGCUCCUCCUGUUCUGACGGACUGUUCUGAGCCCGCCGACACAGAGCAAAAGCGUGACUCCAUCUCCACUUGGACCCCCGCCCAGGGUCCCCCGCCGCCUCCUACGCACUGCUGCAUGAGUGGCUGUCAUAACUGCGUGUGGAUCGAACACGCAGAGCAGCUGCUGGAGUACUACAACGAUGGAAGCGAGCGGGCGCUCGCUGCUAUUGAGGAGAACGUCCUCGAUGAGAACCUUAAAACUUACCUGAAGAUGGAGAUCAGACUCUUAAAAAAGACGUGACCGUCGCAGCCAGUGGCAUUGACCGCAGUGCUGCCAGAAACCCUUCACAGGCUGAGAUUUUACAGCACACAGUGUACCUCCACAUUUUCACCCCUCCUUCAUCCUGUGGGGCCCACAGUAUAUGUCUCAUUUUAGAAAGCUGGCAGACGUUAACAGAUAAGACUUUGGGUCUUUGGUGGUCAUUGUUAUGUUGCACUUAUCUAAUAUUUGCUUCUAAAAAGCAAGGGGGGAAGAGUCGCCAUCUGGCAGGUUGCUGGAAAUCAUAAAUAUUCAGAAUAAAAAUACUCUUUGAUUUUUACUGGAAUCUGUUCAGACCUGCUUUGGCCUUUAUUUCAUUUAGACAGUGCAGAUCUGUCAGGAUGUCAAGAAAUCUCAACCAUGAAAGAAAAAACACAAACACUUACAUUUGCAGAAGCUUAUUAGGAUUAUCAAACUACUACAUUUGAAAAUGAAAGCAACUCAUUGUAAAAGAGUUGAGUCAGGAAGUCUUUCUCCAAACUUCGAGUGUUUUUAAGUUAUCUAAGGUUACAGCUUCCUCUGAGGCUCCACAGUGUGCAGAGAACAGAUGCCAGUCGGACCCUUUUAGAUCUUGACAUGCUUGUUUUUUUCUUAAGGAAGUAGUUCAUGAAAGUCACAGUGUGAAAUGUUCUUUUUCUGUUAGAACCUUGUUUGUUGGUCCAGUUCAGAUGUUACUGAUGGGGGCGUUCUGUUGCAAAACUACAGAAUCAUGAACCUGGACUACAAACAGGUCCUCUUAGAUUUCUUUGCUGGUCGUGCAGGCUGACCAAAGACAAUCCAGUGAAAAUAGCACUUUAUUACCAAAUAUUUGUAAUAGGAAAUGUUAUUCUCUCUGCUGUCUACUCAUACUCAGCGCAAGAUUUUCUUAUGUGGGUCAUAUGAGUUGUUGGAAGGUAUUAUUUCUUUUAAUAAAGUGUGUCUUCUGUUAAAGGAGGUGAUGAAGUAUUAAAGCACAUUUCCUUAGUAUUUGGAGAAUUCAGUGAGGUCUGAUUAUUGAGGUCUCACUCAGAUAAAAAGCUGCCACAACUUUAGUUUCCAACAGUUAAAGUUGUGCACAGACACAGCCAGUGGUCUGCUUAUAAAGCAUAACAUUGCAUCAUAACACAGUCCAACGAUUCUCUACAUGAAAGACCAUCGUUACUGUGAAUAAACAUAAAACAAACUAGUCCAGUGAAGAAAUAAAUAGCUCGAGCUUUCAGGGUCUGGAACUGCAGCUUUUUGAAGGUGUGAUGAGUUUUUGUCCCUUUCUAGUGGAUGUUUGCAAGUAAUAGUUAUAAUGUGCACAGCAUCAUGAGCUGACAAGAGGAGCAAUGCUUUAAACUUGAGGGAUGUCUGAAUUGUUGUCACGUGCUGUUUGGCGUUUGAUUGGUUUGCAUUGUGUCUUUGCAGCAUUUGCACAUUUGAAGCAUCCGAACAACACUUUGGCUCUCUGUAUUUGACUUUAUUUAAAUCAUAUUAGAAAUUAGUUUUAAUCCAAUGCUUGUUAAAUAAAUAUUUUUUAUUUACUGUCA
Messenger RNA from Maylandia zebra (zebra mbuna), 2102 nucleotides. The record is from RefSeq and is a predicted model, not a curated record. Lineage: Eukaryota; Metazoa; Chordata; Actinopteri; Cichliformes; Cichlidae.